Messenger RNA from Asterias rubens (European starfish), 1920 nucleotides. Its product is annotated as geranylgeranyl transferase type-2 subunit alpha-like. The record is from RefSeq and is a predicted model, not a curated record. The coding region runs from base 77 to 1771 and encodes 564 amino acids. Gene Ontology annotation, molecular function: Rab geranylgeranyltransferase activity; zinc ion binding; protein binding. The transcript has 12 exons. Gene Ontology annotation, cellular component: Rab-protein geranylgeranyltransferase complex; cytoplasm. Lineage: Eukaryota; Metazoa; Echinodermata; Asteroidea; Forcipulatida; Asteriidae. Gene Ontology annotation, biological process: protein geranylgeranylation.
CACACAUGCACUACUGCAACAUCAGAAAAGCACAGUCAUAAUUUAGAGGCGACUCCCUGCAAACAGCCGAAUCAAAAUGCAUGGUCGACUCAAAGUGAAGACAACCGCUGAACAGCAGGAGGCCAAGAGAAAAGAACGAGAGAAGAAACUCAAAGUGUACUCGGGAGCUACUCAGAGAAUCAUUCAGAAAAGAAAGAAUGGAGAGUUUGACGAAGAGGCCUUAGAGUUCACCAACCAACUCCUCUCAGCAAAUCCAGAUUACUAUUCCCUCUGGAACUACAGAAGAGAAAUAUUCCUGGAGCUUACAAAGACUAGUCCUUCUGAGGAUCUUCAGAGCAGAUACAGUAAGGAGCUGAGUUUUCUUGAAUCUUGCCUGAUGGUCAACCCAAAGUCUUAUGGUGCAUGGCAUCAUCGUUGCUGGGUUAUGGAACACAUGCCGGAACCAGACUGGAGUAGAGAAGUCUCAUUGUGCAAUAAGUACUUGGAAUAUGACGAGAGGAAUUUUCAUUGUUGGGAUUACCGCCGAUUUGUUACAACUAAAGCUAAGAUUGAACCCGCUGAGGAACUCAAGUUCUCCACAGCCAAGAUAUCAACUAACUUCUCAAACUACUCCUCGUGGCAUUAUCGGAGUAAACUUCUUCCGUUACUGUAUCCUGAUCCUGAGAAUAAAGGACGGAUCAAAGAGGAAAUCCUGCUGCAAGAAUAUGAACUGGUCCAGAAUGCCUUCUUCACUGACCCCAACGACCAGAGUGGUUGGUUCUACCAUAGGUGGCUCCUUGGAAGAGCUGACAAACCUCAGGAGAUCCAGCUACUCUACGUUUUCAGAAACCCAGCUCGGAUAAUUGCAGUCUUUGCUCAACCCAUUAAUCUUGCUGAGAAUUCUUCAGAGAUAUCUGUGACUAUUGACGGAGAGAAGAGUCUUGGUGCUUGGAGGAACUCAAAAGGAACAAAGGACCAUGCCUUAGUUUGGAUACAUGAAGUGAAUGCUAAUGUGUUGACAGCCUCCCAUGAUGUGUGUUUAUCAAUGGAAGACACUAAUGUCGGAAGACAAUGCAGGAUGUCUGAAGAUGAGACUGAGUCCUGGAGUAGGGACACAACGGAUGCUAUGGGCCUCUUCUCUGCACAGCUAAGUGUAGAGAAGUCUGGGGUCCUGACCCAGGAACUAGAGUCAUGCCAACAACUACAGGAGUUGGAACCUGAUAAUAAAUGGUGUCUCCUGACCAUCAUUCUGCUCAUGAGGGCGGUAGAUCCUCUGCGAUAUGAAGAGGAGACUCUACGCUACUUCCAGACACUACUCAAGACGGACCCCUGUAGGGCGGGGUACUUCAAGGACCUUAGAAGCAAGUUUGUCAUCGAGAAUGAAAUCACUAGAAACAUGCAAACUGGUAGCAGGGAACUGGAUUUAUCAGAUAAGCACCUUACCAGUUUAUGCCACACAGAGCUAAUGGUGCUAAUGACCCAGGUCAACUUAUCAUCCAAUCAGCUUUCAUCUCUCAAAGGUUGCCAUGCAUUGCAGUGUACUCGCACCUUAUUGGCCGACAACAACACACUGGAAGAUCUGACAGACCUUCAAUAUUUGCCCGACUUGGAAACGUUAUCAGUAAAGAACAAUUCUAUCAAGACAGUACAGAAUCUCCAAGCAUUACAGUCCUGUGCGAGACUACAGAGUUUAGACGUGAGCUCCAACCCUAUAUGUGACAUUCCAGAACUCAAAACCAGAGUGAAAGAAUGUCUUCCAAAGCUUGUUUUACUAAACGGAGAAACCAUUUGAAAAGUUAUAUAUGUGCCGGUUUUCACCUGUUCACUUUAUGAACAAUAGUUUGAAAACAACUGAUGUAGCAGUGAUAUUCAAUAGACCUUAUGCACAUGUCGUCAUUUCAGUAGGGCGCCCUCACCCAGAGGUCAAAAGGAGACUGUUCA